Manihot esculenta (cassava) is the source of this 1184-nucleotide messenger RNA. RefSeq names its product E3 ubiquitin-protein ligase RNF185. The transcript has 2 exons. Gene Ontology annotation, cellular component: endoplasmic reticulum. Gene Ontology annotation, biological process: ubiquitin-dependent protein catabolic process. The record is from RefSeq and is a predicted model, not a curated record. Gene Ontology annotation, molecular function: metal ion binding; ubiquitin-like protein conjugating enzyme binding; ubiquitin protein ligase activity. The coding region runs from base 293 to 979 and encodes 228 amino acids. Lineage: Eukaryota; Viridiplantae; Streptophyta; Magnoliopsida; Malpighiales; Euphorbiaceae.
UAGAUACGUGACAGCUGGGAAAAUCUGGGAGAAACCAAAACCAACCGGUACGCGCUAAACAUGGGAAGAAAGCAACUCGGAGUCGAAAUUUCGGAAAUAGAAAGACAAAAAAGGGGGAAAAAAAAGAGAGAGAAAAGAAAAUAAUUCUUCUUAGUCAAAUCAAUUUCUGUGGAUUUUUCAGAGCUUCCCGCAUUAUCCAUUUGACUAUUGGGAUCGAUCGGAUCGAUCGAUCUUUUUGAUUUCUCUAUAUAAUUAGAUAUAGAAGGCGUUUGAUUGAGGAUUAAAUCGGGAGAUGGCAAGUGGUUUUGGGGAAUCAACAAGCAGGCCACCCCAAAACCCCUCAUUUUCUAGCAACAGUAAUGGUGAUGCUGGUAACUUUGAAUGCAAUAUUUGCUUUGACUUAGCUCAGGAUCCCAUAGUAACUCUGUGCGGCCAUCUUUUCUGCUGGCCCUGUCUUUACAAAUGGCUCCACUUUCACUCACAAUCUAAGGAAUGCCCUGUUUGUAAGGCUUUGGUGGAGGAGGAGAAAUUGGUUCCCCUGUAUGGUAGGGGUAAAACAUCAACGGACCCUAGAUCAAAGUCCAUUCCUGGUGUUAAUAUUCCUAACCGCCCAGCUGGGCAGAGGCCUGAAACAGCUCCUCCGCCAGAACCAAAUCAUUUUGCUCAACAUGGAUUUGGAUUCAUGGGAGGGCUGGGUGGAUUUGCUCCAAUGGCAACAGCUAGGUUUGGGAAUUUUACAUUGUCUGCAGCUUUUGGUGGGCUCAUCCCUUCUCUUUUUAACCUUCAAUUGCAUGGAUUUCCUGAUCCUGCCAUGUAUGGGGCGGCUGCUGGCUUUCCUUAUGGGUUCUCUAACUCUUUUCAUGGCGGUCAUGCACAUGGAUAUCCUCCGCACCAAGGGCAAGGACAGCAAGAUUAUUAUCUGAAGAGGCUACUUCUGUUUAUUGGUUUUUGUGUUCUCCUUGCUCUCAUUUGGCAAUAGAUUAAAUCUAUUUUCACAUCCUGUUAAUGGAUGUUUAGGGCUCAUCAUUCUCACGUCUUUGUAAAGCCGUUAGUGCACCUUUUUUUUUUUCUAAAUUUUUUUGGUACCAGGGAAAUUGUCCAUAUCGUACACUGUCAGAACUCUUGUAGCUCCUGUAUGUUUUCGUCAUCUUUGUGGAAUGUGAUUUGAUUGUUUUUUCUUGUUA